ACAGAUGAUUCUCCCUUUCCCUUUCGGAGCGAAAUUCACCCACGAGACAGAAAAGGGACGCGCAAAAUAUAGCUCCUCAUUAUCUCACUCCUUCUGAGCCCCUCCCCUAGACCUACCUUUACCUUAUCAAUAUCAUCAUUUCCCUUUUCAAUUUCUCAUUUUUCCUAAUACCCAACAAAAAUUUUUCAUCACUGCUUCAAUAAUCGAUCAAAUUCCCCGCUUUUUCUACUGUUUUUUACGAUUUCUGUUGGGAUUUUGGAGCUAUAAUCAUUUUCUUUCUUUAAAAAGGGAGCUAUGGAUGCUGAUUCGUGGAGCGCUCGUCUCUCUUCGGCCUCUAGGCGAUACCAAUCCGUCCUUCAAUCGCGAUCUGAUAUGUUUAUAGGUUUCGAAGAAAUUGAUGGAGAUGAUGAUAUAAGGGAGGAGUUUCCUUGCCCAUUCUGUUCAGAAUAUUUUGAUAUUGUUGGCCUGUGCCGUCAUAUUGAUGAUGAGCAUCCCGUGGAGGCAAAGAAUGGGGUUUGUCCAGUUUGUGCAAUGAGGGUGGGGGUUGAUAUGGUUGCGCACAUAACCUUACAACAUGGAAAUAUAUUCAAGAUGCAGCGGAAGAGGAAAUCACGAAAAGGUGGACAUCAUUCAACGCUUACAUUAUUGAGGAAAGAGCUGCGAGAAGGAAAUCUACAAUCUCUUUUUGGGGGUUCUUCAUGUAUAGUUUCCUCAUCCAACACAGCACCUGAUCCGUUGUUGUCCUCAUUCAUUUUGCCUAUGGCUGAUGAUUUUGGAAGUGCUCAACCUUCUUUUCCAAAUGAAACAAGCUCAGCCAAGAAAAGCUUAGAUGAGAAUGUUUCAGCACGAAAUACAAAGUCAUCUCCCCUGUCAAUUAAGGAUAAGGAAGAGAAGGCGAAGAGGAGUGAGUUUGUUCAGGGGCUGUUGUUUUCCGCCAUUCUUGAUGACAUCUUAUGAAGAGGACUCAUACUGGCUGCCGCUGUUAUGAAAGUCCAAUUUACAACUAAGAGCCCAACAAACUACGGUUUGUUUGUAGUGACUAUUCCAAAUUGCCGAUGUAUUGAAGGCAAGAGCGUUGAAUAAGGUUUAGGAAUGAGUGUAAGCUAUUUUCAUGUGAACUUCAGUUGUUGGACCUGAACAGACUUUCACUUUCAGGUCAUCGUUAAAAGAAAAGAAAAAAAAAAUUUCUUUUCCUCU
This is a messenger RNA of Hevea brasiliensis (rubber tree), 1197 nucleotides long. Its product is annotated as protein DEHYDRATION-INDUCED 19 homolog 3. Bases 295 to 957 code for a protein of 220 amino acids. The transcript is spliced from 5 exons. The record is from RefSeq and is a predicted model, not a curated record. Lineage: Eukaryota; Viridiplantae; Streptophyta; Magnoliopsida; Malpighiales; Euphorbiaceae.